UAUCCGGUUCGUAUCGACGGAACCGGUUCAGGAUAAUAGAACAUCCAAGGGCAGACGAUACGAUCCAAGAUGGCUUCCGCUGUACCAGUUAUUUCUUAUAGUUAUCCCUUUUUAGACGAUUUUUUAGAUACAUCUACACUUUUUGAUUAUUUUAUGCAAUUUGAAGAUUCAGUUUAUAAUGACCAUUUUGUUACACCUUUAAGAAAUAACAUUAACCGUAUACAAAAUUAUUAUGAAACGGUUAUUCCAAUUUAUACCUUGGAUGAAUUUAGGUCUCAUUUUCGUAUGAGCAGGUCUACUGUUGAACAACUUUGUUCACAGUUAGUACUUACUGGGGAAAUACCCACCAUACAUGAACACGGCCGGUCCCCGAUAGAGUCGGAAAAACAGCUCCUGAUGUACAUAUGGUAUAUUGCUACAUCUGAAACCUACAGAUCAAUCAGUGAUCGCUUUGGUGUUACAAUGUCCUCCACUCAUCGUGCAGUGAGAAGAUGCACAACUGCUGUAGUGCACAUUGCAGACCAGUACAUUUGUUGGCCAGAUGAAGCUAAACAAGCAGAAAUAAAAAAUAAAUUCAAAGCCAUCAAAGGUCUUCCAGGAGUGAUAGGAGCUGUGGACGGGACACAUAUCAGUAUAAGGAAACCAACAAACCAUCCACAGAGCUACCUGAACAGGAAGAAAGAUUAUUCCAUUAUUCUGCAGGAAUGA
Molecule: messenger RNA, 708 nt
Organism: Mytilus trossulus (common blue mussel)
Lineage: Eukaryota; Metazoa; Mollusca; Bivalvia; Mytilida; Mytilidae
Product: putative nuclease HARBI1
Exons: 4
Coding region: 70-708 (212 amino acids)
Source: RefSeq, a predicted model, not a curated record